This is a messenger RNA of Cryphonectria parasitica EP155, 627 nucleotides long. RefSeq lists its product as uncharacterized. The record is from RefSeq and is a predicted model, not a curated record. Lineage: Eukaryota; Fungi; Ascomycota; Sordariomycetes; Diaporthales; Cryphonectriaceae. The annotation marks the transcript as partial. The transcript has 2 exons.
CUCCUGAGCACGCCGGCGUCCGCCGUGUCGUGGUAUUUCCUCACCUACUACCCGGCCUCGGGCGCUUAUUUCACCCAGCUGUCCGGGUCGAUGGUGGUGCCCGAGCUCCCCGCCGCCGCCACAUACUACCUCUGGCCGGGUCUGCAGCCGACGGACGGCUCGGGCGUGUACCAGAACGUGCUCGACGGGACCUCCGGGACCUGGUGGUUCGGGUCUGGUUGGUGUUGCAGUAAUCCCACACUUGGGUGGGGCGGCGGCUUCAACACCUAUCAGGGCGAGACCAACACCUUCAGUAAUGUGCGUAUCGACGACACCAACUGGCAGACUACCAUUGUACACGGGUCCACUGGAACCACGGACGUGAAUGACUUUGCCCUGUCGGAUAAGAGCUUCAACCAGGCCAUCUUUGCCAUUGAGCUGUAUGAUGUCGACUGGAACUUUGGCGCCCUCACGUUUGAGGACGUCACCAUUGUCGCCGAGGGCAGCACGUCCUCCUCAUGGUGCACCUCAGACCCCACCAACUAUAACUCGGCUACCGUGUACAGCAUCACUGGGGCCUCAGCCACAGUGAGCGGCACCACAGUGACCUGCACCAUCGAGAAGAUUGUGCUGGAAAGCCCUGCAUAA